Messenger RNA from Trichomonas vaginalis G3, 726 nucleotides. RefSeq names its product myosin-like coiled-coil protein family. The record is from RefSeq and is a predicted model, not a curated record. Lineage: Eukaryota; Parabasalia; Trichomonadida; Trichomonadidae. Gene Ontology annotation, molecular function: syntaxin binding. The coding region runs from base 1 to 726 and encodes 241 amino acids. The transcript has a single exon.
AUGACUACUGGAGAAACAAUUGAGAAUUUAGAGAAGCAAGAGAAGCUUCUUGAUCAAAAUAUCAAUGACAAAAAGGAAGAAUUGCUUAAGAUUGACAGGAAAAGGAAAGUAUUACAAAGUAUGUGCGAUCAAUUACAAGUACAAAAAGCAGAGUUAAUCGACAAAAUUAAUAAACUCAAUGAAAGCCACCAUAAGAAACGGGAAGAGGCUAGAGACCACUUUGGUCGUAAAUUAAACAAUUUAGAUAUACUUAUGAAUCGUUAUAUCGAACCACUCAAUAAAGUUAAAUUCAAAAACUCAUUACUACACGAAAGAAGAAAGUACUUAGCGGAAAGAUGGAAAGUCAAAGAAACACAAUAUAUUGUUACGCUCAAUCAAAUUAAAGAACAAAUUAAUCAGACAAGAGCUAAGCUCACAGCAGUUAACAUGCAUCGUAUGCAACGUGAUGAAAGCCCAUUUAGAAAUCCUAUCCCAUCUGAAGAUCCUUUAGAAGUUUUUUUGGCAAAUGACCCAAUUAGAUCUAUGAACUUUGGCUCCAAUCCAGAAAGGGACUGGGCAAAUGCAUUCAUGAAUACAAACUUCGAAAUCAAAUUUGAUGCGGAUAUUAACGAAAAAGAAAAGCAAAUAAAUAUGUUACAAGAAAGUUGUCGUGUCCUUCAUCAGAGGAAACUACGAUUAUCGAAAUUACUUAAGGAGAAGAACCAAACUGAAAAUCCUGAAAAAUAA